Molecule: messenger RNA, 1510 nt
Organism: Cercospora beticola
Lineage: Eukaryota; Fungi; Ascomycota; Dothideomycetes; Mycosphaerellales; Mycosphaerellaceae
Product: NPP1 family protein
Source: RefSeq, a predicted model, not a curated record
UGCUUGCAACAAACGAUGUACAGCACGUGGGCUGCGGCCAAGCUGUCAAUACCACCGUAGUCGGACGCAGGCUAAAUAAGUGGUGCUACACUGCUACUCACCUGCCAAAUGGGACGGAAGACCCGCGACACGAGGAGCUUGUGGUAUGACACGAGAGGUUGGAGUCAGAUAGCAUAAAGGUGUCGCGAACUCCCGCCGGCGUAGAUUCCGAAAAUCAGACUCUCGAUACGCUUGCUCCAUCGGACAACAUGCUUCUCUCCCAUAAGACCCUACUCGGCCUACUAGCCUCUACGGCUGCCGUUAUUGCGGCGCCUACAUCUUUUGAGAAGCGAGCUGUUAUCAACCACGAUGCAGUAGUGGGAUUCCCACAGACAGUGCCUAGUGGACUGACGGGACAGCUGUACUUGAAGUACAAGCCUUAUUUGAAGGUCGACAAUGGAUGUGUGCCAUUCCCAGCUGUGGAUUCGAGUGGAAAUACUGGGGGCGGUCUCAACCCAACCGGAGGCUCUUCAGAAGGCUGCUCCUCCAGCACCGGCCAGGUCUACGCUCGUGGAGGCACGUACAACGGAAACUAUGCAAUCAUGUAUUCUUGGUACAUGCCCAAGGAUUCUCCAUCCACUGGUCUUGGACAUCGCCACGAUUGGGAGAAUGUGGUAGUUUGGCUCUCAUCUGCAUCUACUUCCGCGACCUUGAGAGGCGUCUCAGCAAGUGCGCAUGGCGACUAUGACGCGAACACCAGUCCAAACUUGAGUGGAAACAGCCCAUUGAUCAGAUAUUUCUCCAUCUUCCCAGUGAAUCAUCAGCUUGGAUUCACGAGUACGCAAGGUGGACAGCAGCCGCUGAUCGCUUAUGAGAGCUUGACUUCUGCUGCGAGAACAGCGUUGGAGAACACGGAUUUCGGAAGUGCGAACGUGCCUUUCAAGGACGCAAACUUCCAGAACAAUUUGGCAAAAGCGGCUCUAUAGAUCAUUGCGUAGAAUGUGAAGUGGGCACGGGACCGUUUGCUAGCUGCGCGAGGCAAAGUCAAGCUGGCAGCACGCAUGACAACAAACGAUCUUGACACUUCUGACAUUUCUUCGAACCAACUCAUCUCACGUUUACACCCGUUGUUUACCUCACUGACUAUACUCAACGACUUCGACCAUUCCAGCGCUCCAAUGCCUCUCUUUCCAUCCGAGUCACAGGCCCAGCCCAUCAAAGGUCGCCGCUCUAAGCGCGUCGCAACACAAACAGACACCCGAGACCACGGAGCGACUGCAGCAAUCGAGCUAGUGCAGCGUGCGAAUAAAUUACAGACCGAACUGCGCGCUUCCGAUUCGAAAGGACAAGAUGAGAUGCUUUGGGGCACUUCCGACCUCGACCACACGGAUGAAGAAGGAUUAAGAUUCGCAGGCUAUCGCGGUCAAACCUUCUUCGAGCAACUCGAUCGCGAUACCAAUGGGCGGGCGAUGGAGAUCUGUGUCUGUAAGCACAAAGUCAGCAGUGAGGGUGAAGACGUGGAAGCCGAGGA